CUUCAUGUUUGUUCUCUUGCAGUGGAGACUCACGGUGCUCGUCAUGUCUCUGUGGAUGAUCCUCCCCGUCAGCCUGCCCGUCUUCACCAUCGCUGGAAUCUGGGUUGUAUACGCCAUGGCCCUGUACAACCAGCACGUCUGUCCUGUGCAGAACUGGCUUUAUAACGAGUCCUGUGCCGAGCCGCUGCACCUUCAGAGAGGUCCUGUUCUGUGCUGCACGCUGGACAACGUCCCCCUCAUCAGUAAAUGUGGGACUCUCCCUCCUGAAAGCUGCUUCUUCAGCCUCAUCUGCAGCACCGGAUCCUUCAUGGUGAUGCUGAUCGGUCUGCUGCGUUACGCCCACGUCAUCGAGAAACACCAGAACUGCAUCCUGAACACGGCCGGUCUCUCCACCUCGUGGAUCUGUGCUGCCGGACUCAUCAUGGUGGGAAACUUCCAGGUGGAUUUCGCUAAAGUCCUGCACUACGUGGGAGCAGGAGUGGCCUUCCCCUCCAGCAUGCUGUUUGUGUGUCUGCAGUCGGCUCUCACCUACAGACUGGCCAAGACUCAGGACGAGUAUCGUGUCGGACACCUGCGGGUGAUGAUGGCUCUGCUGGCUCUGGUCGCUCUGGUGCUUAGCGGCGUCUUCUUCUGCCAGCAAAGCUUCGCCCUGCAGCAUGCCUCCGCCAUCUUCGAGUGGAUCUACUGCAUGCUCAUCAUGAUGUUCUACGGGACUUUUGCCUUCGAGUUCGGCGGUAUCUCGGGGGACACGCUGAUGGUCCUGUCCAGAGGGGGCGGGGUGCUGAGCUUCUCCACAUCCGGACACAAGGCGGACGUGGGAGGGGGAUCGAACCACUGCCAGCCGGACAACUUAUCCAUGCUGUAACUGAACUCUGGGAUGUUUCAGCACGCCUGGAACAGAGACUGAAUCAGGAGCCCGGACGCUGCAUCCUGCAAAUCCUCACGCUCACUGCUGCACACGAAGCUGACUUGAGAAGAGACCAAAGACUGAAACUCUCUCUCUCGCUUUGCAACCGUGCUGAACGCUGCACAAGACGUAGAGUGCCUUUUCUGAACACAAGCACCAGCAGAGUCGCACACAGCCCUGAUGUUUGUUUGGACUCUCUUCAUGAAACAAUCAGCUCUUGGCUGAAGUCGCCUUCAACAGAUCUUACGUCCUUAAAGUUCCUCAGAUUUCAAAGUGUGUUUGAAUGUUUGGACGCUCAGACACUGAGCUCUGUAUUGUUUUAAACCUCAGGAAGUUUUGUUACAUAAUCGGCUCCAUGGUUCGGGUGAAGUUUUUGAAUACUUAGUACAAUACAUGAGAAGUUACUGUGUGCCAAGACAAAGUUCAUUCCAUGUCACUUAACUGUUUUAUUUUUAUAUUUGUUGCCCAAAAAAAUGACAAAACUAUCCGUCUUAAUAUUGAAGUUUCUUUCAAUGCUCUCAAAUAAUUCAAGUUUUGUUUCCUAAAGCUUUAAAGCAUCUCGUCCCCCGGCCUGGAUAAGCUCUGUUGUAUAUUUUGAUAUUUGUGGUUUCAGCUCUUUGCCAAACAAACUUGUAUUGUGCUCUCUGUUACAGUGAGAGACUCCGUCUGUAUGGGACCAGAUUAUGUAGAGAGAAAGAAUCUGUCAUGCUGUGUUUGAUCGCAUACUAAGACACCUUUCUGAGGAAAUAGAGUUUUAUAUUGUAAGCACAGAACCAAAGAAUAAAGCUAAUAGGAGUUGCCUGUUUCUAAAAGUU
This is a messenger RNA of Notolabrus celidotus (New Zealand spotty), 1722 nucleotides long. RefSeq names its product transmembrane protein 150A-like. The record is from RefSeq and is a predicted model, not a curated record. The coding region runs from base 5 to 865 and encodes 286 amino acids. The transcript has 7 exons. Lineage: Eukaryota; Metazoa; Chordata; Actinopteri; Labriformes; Labridae.